Messenger RNA from Oryza sativa Japonica Group (Japanese rice), 1455 nucleotides. RefSeq lists its product as uncharacterized. Gene Ontology annotation, molecular function: zinc ion binding; ubiquitin-protein transferase activity. Gene Ontology annotation, biological process: protein ubiquitination. The record is from RefSeq and is a predicted model, not a curated record. Lineage: Eukaryota; Viridiplantae; Streptophyta; Magnoliopsida; Poales; Poaceae. Gene Ontology annotation, cellular component: membrane.
AAAAGCACCGACGAGUGGCGUUUUCCUCGCGAGACAAACGCGAAGAGGAGAGAAAAAAAAAGGAAGAAGAAGAAGAAAGAAAAGAAAAGAAAAGAAAGGAAGGUGGAGAUAUUUCGAGGAGGAGUGCUUCCCAGCUCAUUCCGCCGAGGUCGUGAGAGCUGCUGAGCGUGGAGAUUUUUUCUUUAAAACUUUUUUGGGUGAUUUGCUGGAAUGGGGGAUCAUGUUGCGGUGGAUGUUGGGGGGCUCAUGGCGUCCCGGGGCGCCGGCGAGGAGGAAACGGGGGCGCUGAUUGGGAUGGUGGAAUGCCGCAUUUGCCAGGAGGAGGACCUCGCCAAGAACCUCGAGAGCCCCUGCGCUUGUAGCGGUAGCCUCAAGUACGCUCAUAGAGAAUGUGUGCAAAGAUGGUGCAAUGAGAAAGGAGACAUAAUCUGUGAAAUCUGCCACGUGUCAUACAAGCCUGGCUAUACUGCCCCACCCCAGGUACAUCAUGAUGAGACUACUAUAGAGAUCAGUAGUGGAGAUUGGUCUAUCUCUGGCAAUCGGUUGGAUUUACAUGAUCCUAGAAUCUUGGCUAUGGCUGCCGCUCAACACCGUUUACUUGAAGAUGAGUAUGAUGAAUAUACUGCAACAAACAACAAUGCUGCUGCCUUUUGCCGCUCCAUAUUUCUAAUUCUAAUGGCUCUUCUACUCUUAAGGCAUACACUAACCAUUACUAGUAGUGAUGAUGAAGAUGACGCAUCUGCUAUUUUCUCGUUGUUUCUUUUGAGGGCUGCUGGAUUUUUGCUGCCAUGCUAUAUCAUGGCUUGGGCUAUUAGUAUCAUGCAACGUCAAAGACAAAGACAGGAAGAAGCAAUGCUUCUACCAACUGAAGUGGCAAUCAUACUCCACCGAAAUGGAAGGACUAUGCAAUUCGCCGUAGCGCCAGAAUCUCCUACCACACCUCAUCCAGAACAAGGGCAAUAGAAUUUGCUGGCAACAGGCAUAUCUUGUGAGUGCAUACAAGAUACCUUGAGCCUUCUACACCCUGACUCUGUGUACACUGCAAGCCGGUUGCACCAGCCACUUUCAAUGGCCAAAUUGCAGCAAAAAAGUGUUGCGUGUCUAUCUCUCGAUUUGCAUAAACUUUGCAGCUAGGCUUGAAUGCUUUUGUGAUUGGCUUUCAGCUUCUUCUGCACAUAAAGAGAUUCCUUUCAAUAAAUGAAUAUAAGCUAAAUUAACAAGAAGAAUUCUUGUUCCAGGGUCACUAGACUUGUUCAUGGCUUCGUGCUGCGACGGGCCAGCUACUGUUCCAACAAAUCCGGAGCUUUUUUUUUUUUCGUCUUGGUCUGUUUACCAAUUCCUUCUGUUUUGAGAACCACAAUUUUCACGUCUGUGGAAGCCUGUAAGCUCUACACACGCAAGCCAUGCUUCAAUUGCAUUGACCCGAAAGCUGAAACAUGAUGGCUGUGUUUGGAA